AUGACUAAGAAUCAGGAGGAAGCUCUGAGAAGGGAACUCACUGAGUUGGGGAGUGUGAUGAGGACUUUUGCCAAUAAAAAUGAUGGGGUAGAACAGUCGAUAAGGGCAAUGGAACAUAGGCGGGAGAGCACAGAUAGGGCCAUAAAAAAUUUAGAUCAGAAAUAUGAAGGGAUGAUGAACAUGAUGGCUCAGAUCAUGGCCAAACUAAAUGACAAAGGAAAGGAGGUAGAAGGGGGUAGUUCUGGGAGUGAGACUAGGAUAGCAGUCACCACAGAUACAGCUGAGAGGGUGGGGAGUAAAGGUGGAGCCAGGCUACCAAAGAUGGACUUCCCUGCAUUCGAUGGAAACAGCCCCAGAGAGUGGGUUAGAAGGGCGAACAAAUACUUCCAGAUCCAUGGAGUGGAGGAAGGCCUGAAGUCAGACAUUUCUCAGCUCCAUUUCCAGGAGAAGGCAGACAUCUGGUUCCAUGGCAUGUACCACGAGAAGGGGGUAGUCCCAUGGAAGGAACUAGCAAUGGCAGUCUGUGAGAGGUUUGGAGAGGGAGAUCCAGAGGAGGCCAUAGAGGAAUUCAACAAACUGAUGCAGACAGGAAGUGUCACUGAGUACCUAGAGAAGUUUGAACAACUGAAAUCUAUGGUAAUGUUAUCUCUCCCUGGUCAACCUGAUUCCUAUUACAAAUCAUGUUUCCUUAGUGGCUUAAAGGAGGAAAUAGUAAGUAUGGUUAGGAUGACCAGACCCCACACCUUAGCAGACACCAUUGAGGCUGCAAAAUUGCAGGAAAGGAACCUGGAAGCCAUUAGGAAAACACAGGGAAAGAUGAUGCACAAAUAUACGCCCUCACCUGGUAUCCCACCUAUUAACAAACAAAACUUCACCCCACAUACCAAAAUGAAGUGGCCUAACUUCCAGUAUAAGAAACCAGAGACUUUUUCCAACCAAAACACCAAAACAGGAACUCAUACAGCAAACCAAUUCAGAAAAAUCACCCCCUCUGAACUAAGUUACAGGAGGGAAAAGGGGUUGUGUUUCAAGUGUGCAGAGCCAUAUACACUGGGGCAUAUCUGCAAACAAGCUCACCUAAAUUACAUGCUGAUAGAUGAUCCAUGGGGAGCAGGGGAGAACUCAGAUGAACCAGGGAAGGAGACAGAGGAAUUCUGUGAUUGUCCAGAAGGGGAAUUGAGUAAUCAAAACAUAGAAGUGUCCAUUCAUGCGUUGGCAGGAGGGACUGAGCAUAAGACACUUAAACUUAAGGGUAAGAUAGCAGGAAUGGAGAUCAUAAUUCUGGUAGAUAGUGGGAGUACUCACUGUUUUAUUGAUGAGAGGUUAGCAGAAACCAUACAACUACCAGCUAUUGGGAAUCCAUUAACAGUCAGGGUUGCCAAUGGUGAGCAACUAGAGUCCAGACAGUUACAGGGAGCCGUACAGUGGGAAAUGCAGGGAAACAAAUUCACACAUCAAUUCAAUACCUUGAAACUAGGAAGCUGUCAUAUGGUCCUUGGAGUAGAUUGGCUAGCCAGGUAUAGCCCUAUUAAGUUUGAUUUCAGGCAGCUCUCCAUGAGGUUCCUGCAAGGAAGGCAACCAGUGGAGUUGAAGGGAGAAGUCAGCAAACUCAAGCUCAAGGCCAUCAAGGGGAGUAAACUAACAAAAUGGAGGAAAAAACAGGCAUAUGGAAUAUCUGCCCAGCUGUGUGUGUUGGAGGAAGGGAAGGAGGACACUGAAGUAAUACCAGCAGAGAUGAAGAGUUUGCUGGACAAAUUUGAAGGAGUAUUUGCUGAACCUCAAGGCAUGCCUCCCAGGAGGAGCCACGACCAUAGCAUCCCACUGAAGCAAGGAGCUACCCCAUUCCAGGUCAGGCCAUACAAGUGCCCUUAUGUACAGAAAUCAGAAAUAGAAAGGUUGGUGAAAGAAAUGCUACAAAUGGGAAUCAUUCAGCCUAGUAAUAGCCAUUUUGCAUCUCCAGUAUUACUAGUCAAGAAAAAAGAUGGUAGUUGGAGGUUCUGUGUAGAUUACAGACAACUGAAUGAACUCACCAUGAAGGACAAAUUUCCUAUGCCUCUAAUAGAUGAGCUUCUGGAUGAACUGCAUGGCUCAAAAUACUUCACCAAAAUUGACUUGAGGGCUGGAUAUCAUCAGAUCAGGGUCAAGGUGGAGAUAUACACAAGACAGCUUUUAGGACUCACCAAGGCCUUUAUGAAUUCAAGGUUAUGCCCUUUGGGCUGA
This is a messenger RNA of Coffea eugenioides, 2220 nucleotides long. RefSeq lists its product as uncharacterized. The record is from RefSeq and is a predicted model, not a curated record. The transcript has a single exon. Lineage: Eukaryota; Viridiplantae; Streptophyta; Magnoliopsida; Gentianales; Rubiaceae. Bases 1 to 2220 code for a protein of 739 amino acids.